Batrachochytrium dendrobatidis JAM81 is the source of this 843-nucleotide messenger RNA. RefSeq lists its product as uncharacterized. Bases 1 to 843 code for a protein of 280 amino acids. The record is from RefSeq and is a predicted model, not a curated record. The transcript has 5 exons. Lineage: Eukaryota; Fungi; Chytridiomycota; Chytridiomycetes; Rhizophydiales. Gene Ontology annotation, molecular function: nitronate monooxygenase activity.
AUGAAAAAAGCAAAUAAAAUACUGAGCCAACUGCGGCUGCCUAUUAUUGUUGCACCCAUGUUUCUAGUAUCUGGUCCUCAGCUAGUAAUUCAAUCCUGCAGACAAGGAGUCCUGGGCACACUCCCAGCGCUCAAUGCUAGAUCGGACCAGAUCCUUGACGAUUGGCUGCACGAGAUACGAGCAUCCCUCUCAAACAAAUCCAAACAUCCCUAUUCUGUAGCAUCGUUUGGCGUUAAUCUCAUCGUCCAUAAAUCCAAUAAGCGUCUUCAAGGCAAUUUGAAGUGUAUCGUUGAUCACAAGGUACCACUUGUUCUUACAGCUCUUGGUGCAGCAAGCGAGGUUGUAGAUGCUGUCCACGACUAUGGUGGAGUAGUAUUUCACGAUGUGACGAAUAUUGUUCAUGCAAGAAAGGCCAUCAAGGCUGGAGUAGAUGGUUUGAUUGCAGUAUGUGCAGGCGCAGGUGGUCAUGCAGGUGCAGCUUCACCAAUGGCAUUCAUCCCACAACUUCGAAGAGAAUUUGAUGGUGUGAUCUGUCUCGCUGGUGGAAUAUCUGAUGGCCAGGCAGUUCUUGCUUCCCAAUCUCUUGGUGCAGAUGUGGCUUACAUGGGUACUCGAUUCAUUGCUACUCAAGAAUCACUAGCAGAUCCAGAAUACAAGCAGAUGAUUGUAUCAGAAUCGAUUGGUCCAGCACCACUGUUUUUGCCAACAAUCUACACGUCCGGUAUUAGCGGUGUUCAUGCCAACUUUCUCCGCGCAAGUCUGGAACGUGUUGGGAUUGACCCAGAAAGAAUAGACCACGCAUUGCAUGAGCAAGCCAAAGACUUUUCUAAACUGGGCAAGUAA